UUUUACUCUCUUUGAUUGACCAUAUACUAUUCUUCUUUACGUUGCAAAAACUUAUUCUCUAAACAAAUAUUUUCUAGUUUAAAUGGUGAUCAAAUCCCUCCAUCUACAAGUUCAAGAGAUUAGACAAUCUUUCUUUGACGAGGGGUACCUCAAUUGUCAGUAUACUCAGCUUGAGGCAUUGGCAAAAGACACAAACUCUAAUUUUAUUAUAGAAGUAAUAACUCUUUAUUUCAGAGAUUCCCCUAAUGUCAUUGCAGCUUUGGAACAUGAAUUGGAGCGAGAGCCAAUAGAAGUACCCAUGAUUACCAAAUGCAUUCUUCGGUUAGAAAGCAGCAGCGCCAGCAUCGGCGCUAUUAAAGUUUAUAAGGAACUUAAGAAGGCAUAUAAAUUUAUCCAAGAUGGCAACAUAGAAGGAAUUAAAUCAGCACUACGUGAUAUUAAGAAAGAACACAGUGAACUCCGCACAAAGUUUGAGACUUACUUCCAGUUGAUGAGACAAGCUGGUCCAACAGAUGUAGCUGUGAAUUCAAGCUGAAUUAAAGUACGUAGUUCGUACAACAAAUAUUUCAACCAGGCUAAACCCAACCAUUUCUCAAUAUCAGUUGAUGCUUGUAAUAAUUUGGAACAUUUUAUGUGUUAUAUCGUGCUAUAAGAUAUAGUGUUUAUUUGAUUUUUCUGGAAGGAAAACAAGACAUACUAAUGCUAA
Molecule: messenger RNA, 706 nt
Organism: Capsella rubella
Lineage: Eukaryota; Viridiplantae; Streptophyta; Magnoliopsida; Brassicales; Brassicaceae
Product: pseudo histidine-containing phosphotransfer protein 2
Exons: 6
Coding region: 83-535 (150 amino acids)
Biological process (GO): cytokinin-activated signaling pathway; phosphorylation; phosphorelay signal transduction system
Cellular component (GO): nucleus; cytoplasm
Molecular function (GO): histidine phosphotransfer kinase activity; protein histidine kinase binding
Source: RefSeq, a predicted model, not a curated record